This is a messenger RNA of Oryza brachyantha (malo sina), 820 nucleotides long. RefSeq lists its product as uncharacterized. The coding region runs from base 1 to 603 and encodes 200 amino acids. NCBI's taxonomy places the organism in Eukaryota, Viridiplantae, Streptophyta, Magnoliopsida, Poales, Poaceae. The record is from RefSeq and is a predicted model, not a curated record. The transcript has 2 exons.
AUGCGCCAUGGCAUUCAUGGCAGCAAGCUAGAUUCUACAAGGCUCACAACACCACCAAAGAAAGAAGCUAGAGGAAGCCAGUGCUGGGGGCAGGUGUGUGCAUUGAUUGAGAUGCUACGAAUCCUUCAAAGCAGUUUACUCUACUACUCCAUUCACUGCGCCAGUGUAGUGCUAGCUGCUUCCCAUUCAUCACACUGCACCAGUGUAGUGUUGCAGCGUUUUCGCUUUCACUCCUCCUCUCUUUGCGUUGUUAGCUCCAGAUCGAAAAGAAGGAAGAGAAGCAAGAAGGAUCAAGAGAAGAUGAGGGAUCUUCCCGUCACCGUAGCCGCUCUCCUGGCCAUCCUCCUGGUCGCCGCCUCGUACCAGGACCUCGUUCUCACCGUUGCUGCAGACGGCGGAGGCGUGGUUCCGGACGGGGUGUGCGACGCCAAGUGCCAGAAGCGGUGCUCGAUGAAGGUGGCAGGGCGGUGCAUGGGGCUGUGCAAGAUGUGCUGCGGCAAGUGCGGCGGCUGCGUGCCGUCGGGCCCGUACGCCAGCAAGGACGAGUGCCCCUGCUACCGCGACAUGGUCUCGCCCAAGAGCCGCCGCCCCAAGUGCCCCUGAAGAGUAAAGUAGUUCAUGGCAGGCUAGCUGCUGGAUGCUGGUAGUAGCCUGAUCGCUUCAUGGUCAGGUGCACGCUUGUGCACUCACUCAUCACUGUGUGCAGCACUGCAAUCUGACUGUAAUAGUGUCGUAGCGUUUUGGAAUCUGGGGUUGUUUGAGACGUGUUGAUGGAAUAAACGAGUGUCCAGAUCUGGCUUGGCCGAAUUGUGCUCUGAAA